This is a messenger RNA of Priceomyces carsonii, 4212 nucleotides long. RefSeq names its product mitotic regulator (gene LTE1). Gene Ontology annotation, molecular function: guanyl-nucleotide exchange factor activity. The transcript has a single exon. Lineage: Eukaryota; Fungi; Ascomycota; Pichiomycetes; Serinales; Debaryomycetaceae. The record is from RefSeq and is a predicted model, not a curated record. Gene Ontology annotation, cellular component: plasma membrane. The coding region runs from base 1 to 4212 and encodes 1403 amino acids. Gene Ontology annotation, biological process: positive regulation of GTPase activity; Ras protein signal transduction.
AUGAGUGUCGUCGAGGGUGCUGCGGGCCAUGUCGAGUCGUCAGACACUAUGGGGGUACGCAAUGAUAUCGAUGAGGAAGAGGAACGAGCCAGAAAUGAAUGCUCCUCAGAGAGCUUGGCUGAUAAAGACAACGCUGAUCCAUUUCAGUACAACAUGCAUAACGAAGCGAUCUUUGAUGAUGAGAAACUUUUCCCAUGUCCAAGGGCUAAUAGUGGUAUCAUAACUUACGAUGCAAAGGACCCAGAGCUUGUCAACCAUGCUACUCUCAAAGCACUAGCAGUACAACUAACUUCGCCUGAUAUAAUAGAUUAUAAUCUAGUAUGUGACUUUUUCCUUACAUAUCGAAUAUUUGUCAGUAGUGAAGAAGUGAUGAGUUUAUUGCUCACUAGAUUAAUAUGGUCAUUGCACUAUAUCAAUUCAAAGGACGAAUCAAAUGUAACAGUUGGGAAGUUGGUUUUGCUUAGACUGUUCGUAGUUUUGAGACAUUGGCUCUUGAACUAUUUCACAGAUGAUUUUGAAUCAAACUUGGACUUGUGUGAGCUGUUCAUAAAAAUAUUGAAUGCCAUUUCUAUCGAAUCACAUCUCGUGAAUGAGUCGAUGGUGUUCGAGAAAAGAAUUGUAUGUGAUUUAAAAAUACAUUGGCUACUUUUAAUGAAUCAAUUUUGGGGUACGAAGAUCAACAUAGAUGAAAUAUCGGAUAAAGUCUUGAAGUAUUCGUUGCCCAAAAUUUCCGAACUCACAAUGAACAUAUCUUCUGGCAAAAGAGAAACGCAUUUUUCGAUUCAUACCAACCCUUCUUAUAGGCGAUCAGCGAUGUUAUCGCUUUACGAUUCAAAUGUGCAUCAUAAAUGCAUGAUCUUUGAUGAUCUCAAUUCUAACGAUGAAAACCCUCAAUUAACCAUUAAUAACUUGCUUUCACAUCAUCGUUCAUCGAGUAAUUCAAUAAAGAAUAAUUUGCAUGAGAUGAAUGUAAAACAAGGGCCAAAAGAACUUAAUAAUAAUGCUAGAAAACCAUUGCAAUCAUCCAACAAGCACAAUCACAUGAACCUCAAAGACUCAUCCCUAGGACUCAAAAAAAUAUCGUUGGGUGAUUCGAAUUCUCCAAAACAAGAUCUCGAUUCUCCGAAUCCUGGCUUCUCUGCUAAUGGCCUCAUAAAAUUACCUUCGUCUAAAGUUAAAUUGGUUUUACCUCCGACGCCAGUUAAAAAAAUGGAGUAUGUCAUAAAAUCUGAAGCUAUUGGAUCACCCACCAGAAGGUCUAAGAAAGCAUCUAGUCUUGUUCAUGACCUUGGGGACGUUUCAAGAAAAAAAUCAAUUAAGAAGUUAGUCGAAAGUUGGAAGAAGUCAUUCGCUAACCAUAAGGAAGAAAGUUCAUCUCGAAUUUCUUUGGCAAGCGCAACUGAACUUGAUUCAUUAGUAGAACUUGCAAUUAACGUGAUACCGGCCGAGACGAACGACAACAGAUUCGAUGUUUUGAGCGCCAGGAUUGUUGAUGAAUUAGAGUAUUUGAUAAGAUUCUAUGUCAAAAAUCCAGCUUCCGCGAGCACAAUUGAAGAAGACGAUGGGACACAAGAGCUUAGUGAUAUCCGUCAAUCGGUCAAUGAGUCCCCAGAAAACAAUUCCGAUAUAUUGGCGUCCACUGAGCAAUUCUGGAUUGUAUCGAAAAGUGAACAAAGAAAUUCAAAUCAAUAUGAAAAACUGGAAAACCCUAAGAUAGACAUAAACGAUCUUUCUGAACUAAAUAUCCUGAAAAUUGACAAUUUGAUUAAUCAGGAAAAAAACGACAAGGAUAAUCUGCGAAAAAUACAAUCAGGUCAUGAAACAGUCAUUGAGUCUCAAGAUUCAUCUUUCCAAAGACCAAUUAGCAUAGACUGGAAUGAUAUGAACUUAGAGAACUCUGAAGAUGCUCAGAAGGAAGAAAAUGAAGAAGAAGUUCUGGGAAACAUUUCUCAAAGAAUGGUUAGGACUGGAACACAAUACUUUGAUGUCGAAACAAAUCUACCUUUAGAGCCCGAUGCUCCUUUCGAAUCAAACAAUUCUUUAGCAUCAACAUCAGCAUCAGCCUCAACACCGAGCGACUUGACUAACUACAAUGCUGAGGUAUCCGACCUUGGAAUUGCAGUUAGUCCUAAGCUGAUGAAAGAUCUGCAAUACGUUAGAAGAAUUAGCUUUGAUGCUGAUUAUUCAGUUUCUCGGAAAAUUUCACUCAAGUCACGAUCUUCAACGAAUUCUAUUUUCAGGAGAGAUUUAAUAAAGUCAUAUGUCAGCUAUGAUUCAGCUUUUUCCUUGUCAGGAGUAUCUCAAAAGUCUACCACGAGCCAUGAAAUUACUAAUAGUAAUUUGAAAAAGAAGCACGCAUACAAUGAUUUGAGAUCUGUAGCAAAUUGGAAUAAGGAGACAGGACAACGUGCAAAUAACGUUCGAUCAUUUUCGGCCAAUUCAAUUGUUUCAAGAUCUUCGUCGUUGCGUAAAAGUGUCAGAUUCAGUUCAUUGUGUGCUUUGACAGAAGCGAACGCUAACCGAGUUUCUACCAAUAAUGCGAGAAAAGGUUCAUUAAGAAGCAAAUCAUCGAAUCAAUUAGACCUUGAUGACAGUUCUAUUUUCUCACAUUCUGCAAGGAUUAGUAGAGAGAUAAAGGGAGAUAAGGACAGUUUUUGUGGUAGUGAUACUUCUGACAAUUCUGUUGCGAUACCAGGAAUAAGCAAUUAUGCCUUAAAAGAAUUAGCAGCUAUUCCUGACGAGUCUUUGGAAUCCAGUGAUCCUAUAAGGCUUGCAUUAUAUAAGCUAGAGGGUGAGAAAAGAAGAAAAAAGAAGCUGAAGGACGUAGCUACAAGAAGAACAAAUGAAGCAAAUGAAGCAAGUGACCUAGAAACUCUGGAAGCGAAUGAUGUUUCAUUAUCGAGUAAAACAGAUAAAGAUCAAGAGACUAGUGGAGAAAAAAUGCUUGAAGAAAUUGAAAAUGACGCACCUUUAGUUUCUUCAUCACUAAUACAUAAUGAUAGAGUGCUGACUUCUUCAAUUUUGGAGAAUAAUGCACAGCAACAAGAGGCUAUUCUGAUUAACGACACAGAAGAAAUAUUGAAUGAAAUCAACAAUGCCAAUACUGAAGAUGUGAUAGAUCUUAAUCCCUCAAUAGGCGAUGUUACGCAAGAGCUUCCCUUAUCGCCAAGAGAAAAUGAGGACGCUUUACUUACCAACAAAGUCAAUGGAGAAGAGCCUAUUCUUGAUCUGCCAGGUAAGGAACGAUUUGUUUUCACACUGUCGGAACUUGAGGAGCAGCCGGAUGAACAAUCACCGCAAAUGAUACUAGACACAUACGAUUUAUCAACAGAUUUGCUUAAGGUUGAGAACGUUAUGGACAAUCGUCACCACAUCUCAUUCGUAUUGGGAAUUGAUUCUAAGACGCUAGCUAGGCAUUUCACUGCAAUCGAAAAAGAUCUUUUGCAGGAAAUUGACUGGAAGGAGUUGAUUGAACUCAAGUGGAAUAAGGAAUUAAUACCAGUAAACAGCUGGUUGGAAAUAAUUGUCAAUGAUGAUUAUUACAAGGCAAAUAAAGGAGUCAGCUUGGUAAUAGCCCGGUUCAAUUUGAUGGUCAACUGGAUAAUCUCAGAAAUACUCCUCACAAGUUCUCAAAAAGAAAGAAUCAAUCUCACAUCGAGGUUCAUUCAUAUUGCUCAGAAUUGUUAUGUGUUCCAAAACUUUUCAACAUUGAUGCAGAUUAUUUUGGCUCUAUCUUCUGAAAAGAUACAAAAACUAAAGAAUACAUGGAAGAAUCUUCCUCCCGGCGAUAUUUUAAUGCUUAAGAAUCUUGAAGAGCUAUCUUCGCCAAUAAAAAACUUUUUGAAAAUACGGCUUGCGAUCAAUCAGAUAAAACCCUCGAAAGGAUGUAUUCCUUUUGCAGGAUUGUACUUAUCAGAUUUAAUAUUUAAUGCGGAACGCCCUACUUUUAUAAAAAAGUCAAAGCCUGAAGAGCUUGGAGAAAGCAGUAAAAUGGGUACUUCAAACAUUCAGACAUCUGAAUCUGAAAAAGUUAUCAAUUUUUCUAAGUUCAGGACUUCAGUCCAUAUUGUGAAAUCCUUGUCUCAAUGCAUUGAAUGGUCGAAUUAUUACUGCUUCGACAUCAAUGAAGAUAUUCUCUCCAAGUGUCUUUACAUAAAUUCUUUGGAUGAGGACGAAAUGAACAUUUGCCUCAGCAAACUAGCAGACUUUUAG